AUUCAAAAAGCCCAAAUCAAUCGGGCGCACAACUCUCGGUCACACACAGUCGCACACGCUCCGUUUCCGAGUAAUGAACGGCGGCGAAGGGGAGGUGGAUUUAGAAGAAGAAUGGCCAUCCGACAUAACGGACCUACUCAUUCAAGUGGAAGAAGAAUUCACUGCCGCCACUCAAAACCGCAGCCGUACUCUUCCGCCACCGCCGCAACACUCCGUCGUCGCCUCCACCAGCUACUCGCCGCCUCGUCUCUUAUCUCAGAAAUUCAACGACAAGCCGAUCAAACAAUACGAUCAUUUUUCUAACGCGCCGUCAAUUAGCCGCAGUGACGUCACUGUCUCAUCUCCAAAUUUUAAUAACAAUAACAAUGCUAUUGUUGCUGUUACUGCUAAAGAUCAAGAAAUCGAUUGCUUAAAGAGAGAGCUUGGGCGAGUCUCAAAACAACUAACUCAUCUGGAGAAAGAGUGCUUAGAUCUUAAAAAGGAAAGAGACAAGAAAGAGGAACAGCUUACAUCUGUCCUUUCACGGCUUGAGGCUAAAGAUGCUAAGGUUCAAUGCAGAGAUAGUACGAACCUUGUGGUGCAUGAUGCUAUCCAUGCUGGUGGGACAUUUGGAGCUAAUAAUCGGGAGUAUCCUGCAGCUCUUUUAGGAUGUAAGAGUAAUAACUUUUCAGAUCACUCAGUAAGAUGUCGGAUUGAUGUAGGCACCAAUCCAGUUCAAGACACACUGAAGAGUUUACCAGCUUGUAAAGCUGUAGGAGUUCAGACAGAGGAAGCUGUUGACUUUGUUGAUUUGAUCUAUGAAAAUAAUCUAUCUACCAAAUGUCAACUUACAAGAAAGUUGCGAUGUAUCUGGAACUCAACUUCUGACGAGUUCACAGGAAGAAAUUUGGUAUCGAAGCUGUUUGUGGCUUGUGAAACAGAUUUUCAUGUCCUUUUUGGAUUCUUGAGCUUUAAUCCUUCCAAAACAACAGUGAACUUUCUCGGGAACUAUUCUGAUGUUCCUAUGCCACAGGCCACACAAUCUUCCCUCUCAGCUGAAGCAGCAAAAAUAUCUAGUCUAUACUCUGUGCUGACAAAGAUUACUAAUGGUUUAGUAGAGUUGAAGGCGAUGUUGGAAGUUUUAACUGAUCUAUGCUGCCUUGAUAAUGCUGUUAUUCUUUAUAGAUCUCUUCAUAUUCUACAUGUAGUUUUGAAUCACCUGUCAAGUGUGAAGAAAAGAUCCGAGAAAAGGGACAAUGUGAUGGUCGAGGGGCCUGUAUCUGUAAGCAAAAGCUGUGAAACGUACGGGUCUAAUAUUUCAAACAACAAUAAGCUGUUUUACUGGAAUGCCACUGGGACUGCAGAUGCAAUGUUUAGACCCAUUAACCCUGAAAAUGUAUUCAAGCAAGAAGCACAUGAAUGCUACUCUACAUUGUCAAGUACUGAGAUAGACUUGGUUUCUCUAUUUAAAUUUAUGCAACAGAUUACUAUUCGACGCCAUGAAGAACCUGUAAGGCUUGAAGCAAUUACUGUUAUGAAUAUCAUUCUGAUGAUGUCUAAUGCUUAUUUGGAAAGGGAGAGAUAUGUAGAAGUGGUGGAUUUUCAUAAUGUUUCACAACUUUUGAGAAAGGAUUCUGGCCUGCGUGUGCAAAAGCAGGCUGUGCAUCUAGUGUAUCUGCUACUAAAUUGUCCGCCAAUAAUGUCAAUGUUCUGUUCUGGCUGUAAAGACGAGAUGGAGAAUGCUGGAGCUGCCAUCGCUGACGGAAGAAAGGCUUCAACUACUCAACAAUUCUGUGAAAUUCUGGAGGGCGUGGCAGAUUGUCUACCUUGCCAUGGAGAUGGUACACUGGUCUUGCAACUUCGAAGGAAUGCUAUUAUUUUGCUGGCUUUUCUAGUGUCUUCAGGAAAAUCUGGCCUUGAAAUUCUAUUAAGUCAUGAGUUUUCAAAGAGGACCAAUUUCCUUGCACUAAUACUGAAGAUGUUGGUAGUGGAGAUGGAUGUGGAGGCCUCAGAGUCUAAUCAUUCAUCUGAAAUCUUCAGAGAGCGAACCUUGCUGAUUCGGGAAGCACUGAUUUUUUUGAAUAGAUUGGUGUCUAAUGCUCAAUACUCUGCUCCAGUUUUGCGAGUCUUGACCAACAGCAGAGACAUGGCCUUCUUGACUAUCGAUAUUGCCAAUAGGUUGUCGCGGAAAGGCAAGUGGUUAUGGCAGUCGGAUACAGUGAUUAGGAAUAUGAGGGAAUCAGAGGUUGCGAGCUUAGCUCAAAUUUUUAAAAGAAAGGUCUUCAAGUUUCUAGGAUAUAGCAAUGCAUCAAAACAAAAUGGCAGUGUGAAAGUCUAGUAAUGCAUUAGCAUUAGCUUUACUCCUGGGGCGGACUACACUAUGGCCAGAGGUGGCCUUGACUUUGCUCCCCCGCUCUUCCUCCUCUCCCCCAAACCCAUAAUGAUGUGGUACAGGGAAGCUGGUGAGCACAUACCCAAUAUACCUUUUCUGACAAAUGUGACCAAUUUUGGAAAUAGCUAACAUCGUGUAUAGCGACUAGCAAAUAGAUCAGUUCUUACUUACACGAGACUUGUUCCUUUCACAGGAACAGAGAAUCUUGAUUCUUUAGAUGACCUUUUGUCAACUACCUGAAGUGUGUAAAUUUCACUCAUUUAGUCAUUUGUACAGGAGAUAACGUGUGAUCGUGCUGUUUAGGGAAUUUUGCUUUACCCUGAUACAUAUAUUGCACUCGUGUAGCCUGUUUUUUUUUAA
Molecule: messenger RNA, 2731 nt
Organism: Daucus carota subsp. sativus
Lineage: Eukaryota; Viridiplantae; Streptophyta; Magnoliopsida; Apiales; Apiaceae
Product: protein SENSITIVE TO UV 2
Exons: 12
Coding region: 74-2317 (747 amino acids)
Biological process (GO): DNA damage response
Source: RefSeq, a predicted model, not a curated record